Trichoderma asperellum CBS 433.97 is the source of this 947-nucleotide messenger RNA. RefSeq lists its product as uncharacterized. The record is from RefSeq and is a predicted model, not a curated record. NCBI's taxonomy places the organism in Eukaryota, Fungi, Ascomycota, Sordariomycetes, Hypocreales, Hypocreaceae.
ACACCCAAACAUGUUUGCUAUGCAGGCAUCUACAAAAAAGUACCUUGCAGUUCCGCUACUGUAAUGCUAGCGUUUUGGUGCUUUUACAAUUCCAUACCAGCGUUUGACUUUUUUUCGUGUCUUCUUUUUCUUUCAUUCUCUUCGCGCCUCCAAAGCCUUGCUAAUAGAUGCUGGGCGGUGGGGAUGCAAUUUAUCAGGAACCCUUGGAAUGUCCCAGGGGAGGCGGCGUGGUCCACUGGCUGUUCUUUAGGGGACAGCAAGGGCCUUAGUGCGCCGGCGAGCUCCAUGUACUUGGACUCUUCUGCGGCCAUGACGAGACAUGCUUUGAGGCCGGAUUUAGCGCUGAUUUCGACGUUGACCCACUCAUUCUGGAAGUAUCUUGCAUCGCAGGCGUCGAGCCAGGUACAUGGAUACGGUGCCUCGGAUUUGACUUCGAUUGCGCCUCCCAGCGCUGGGUCCGGUGGCGGCGCUCCGUCACAGCAGCAAAGUACAGCGUUCCGCCAGCGUCCUCUAGCGACGGUGGGCACCUACGAGGGCCGCCCAGGGCCCUGUGCACUGGCACUCGCAUGGCUGCACAGCGUCUCUGCUGCCCCCGCCGGCGCCUGAACACCGGAUCGUCAUCUAUAAACUCGGGUUUGGCAGCUAAAACUUCGUCCCCAGCCGCAUCCACCAUCUCCGGAGAACUAGGCCGGGUCCUCAGUUGCUAAAUUACUGCCCGUUGCUAGUAUUUCAGCUCGCGCUCCCUCUUCUCCAUGGCUCCAUCUCGGUGAAUCCCUCAUUUCGCCGUUUUCUCUUCUUUGUUGCUUGCUGUGAUACCCCGUUGCUAUCUCUCGACCCACCAAAGGCUCGCUGCUUCUGCCUCGUCCUGUGCGGGCAUCCAGACGAGGUUUAAAAAAAAAAGAGGAGACGACAAGAUAGGAGGCAUUCCCAUUGUUGGGUUCCUGCAG